Molecule: messenger RNA, 4580 nt
Organism: Anopheles coluzzii
Lineage: Eukaryota; Metazoa; Arthropoda; Insecta; Diptera; Culicidae
Gene: Atpalpha
Product: sodium/potassium-transporting ATPase subunit alpha
Exons: 10
Coding region: 535-3537 (1000 amino acids)
Biological process (GO): proton transmembrane transport; sodium ion export across plasma membrane; potassium ion import across plasma membrane
Cellular component (GO): membrane
Molecular function (GO): P-type sodium:potassium-exchanging transporter activity; ATP hydrolysis activity; ATP binding
Source: RefSeq, a predicted model, not a curated record
GCACCGAUGCUGCUCAGUUGAGCGCCGUGCCUGAUCGAAGAAGGUCGCGUUUUAACUGGUGUGUUCCGACUCGAUCCGACCACAGCCCUUCCCUUCCGGUUGCAGGACUGGUUCGCCCCUCAGCGCGCACAGUUUGUGCCGUGACCGUGAGCGUCCCGUUGUGCGUGUGUGUGUGCGGUGUGUCGCGGCUUUCGUGUGCGCGUGUACGGUGCGCACUGGCGUGAGUGUGUGCGUGCAGCAGCGCCCUGUGUCUGUGUGCUUAGGGUUUGUGUGCCGGAUAGCAGCCGGAGUGACCCACUGUUAGUGGGUGUGUGUGUGUGCUUUAGUGAGUGGGUGUGUGUGUGCGAUUUGCACACAUCUACACUUCCUUCGUGUGCGGGUCUGUGUGUGUGUGUGGCUGUUAGUGCCACCCACCCUCAGCAGAGCAGAGUCGUCUCCCUCCUGCGAUACUUGCGGGAGGUUGGAAAAGCCAAGCACCACAUCAGCGUUGCGGAAAAGUCUUUCAGCCGAAGUAUCCAAUAGUCAAGACGCAAAAUGCCGCCAAAAAAGAAAACUGAUUUAGAUGAUCUGAAGCAGGAGCUUGACAUCGAUUACCACAAGAUCACACCGGAGGAACUGUACCAGCGACUACAGACACAUCCGGAAAAUGGUCUGAGUCACGCAAAAGCCAAGGAGAAUUUGGAACGCGAUGGACCAAACGCCCUGACCCCACCCAAACAGACGCCCGAAUGGGUCAAGUUCUGUAAGAAUCUCUUCGGCGGUUUCGCUCUGCUCCUGUGGAUCGGUGCCAUCCUGUGUUUCAUCGCUUACUCGAUCCAGGCCAGUACCGUCGAGGAACCGGCCGACGAUAACCUGUAUCUCGGAAUCGUGCUGGCCGCUGUCGUGAUAGUUACCGGCAUCUUCUCAUACUACCAGGAAUCGAAAAGUUCGAAAAUCAUGGAAUCGUUCAAGAACAUGGUACCCCAGUUCGCUACCGUUCUGCGCGAGGGUGAGAAGCUGACGCUGCGCGCCGAAGAUCUGGUCAUCGGUGACGUCGUAGAGGUCAAGUUCGGCGACAGGAUACCGGCUGAUAUUCGCAUCAUCGAAGCGCGUAACUUCAAGGUGGACAACUCUUCCCUGACUGGUGAAUCCGAGCCGCAGUCCCGUGGACCCGAUUUCACCCAUGAAAACCCGCUGGAAACCAAGAAUUUGGCCUUCUUCUCGACCAACGCCGUGGAAGGAACUGCUAAGGGUGUUGUCAUCAGCUGCGGUGAUUUCACCGUCAUGGGACGUAUUGCUGGUUUGGCCUCGGGUCUGGACACUGGAGAGACUCCAAUCGCUAAGGAAAUUCACCAUUUCAUUCAUCUGAUCACGGGUGUCGCUGUGUUCCUCGGCGUGACCUUCUUCGUCAUCGCGUUCAUCCUCGGAUAUCACUGGCUGGAUGCUGUCAUCUUCCUGAUCGGUAUCAUUGUUGCCAACGUGCCGGAGGGUCUGCUGGCCACCGUCACCGUGUGUCUGACGCUCACUGCCAAACGUAUGGCCUCGAAGAACUGUCUGGUCAAGAAUCUGGAAGCCGUCGAGACGCUCGGCUCGACCUCCACCAUCUGCUCGGAUAAGACCGGUACGCUGACGCAGAACCGCAUGACUGUCGCGCAUAUGUGGUUCGACAACCAGAUCAUCGAAGCCGAUACCACUGAGGAUCAGAGCGGCGUGCAGUACGACCGCACCAGCCCCGGUUUCAAGGCUCUGUCGCGCAUCGCUUCGCUCUGCAACCGUGCCGAAUUCAAGGGCGGCCAGGAUGGCGUUCCAAUUCUGAAGAAGGAAGUUAGCGGCGAUGCCUCGGAAGCUGCUCUGCUCAAGUGUAUGGAACUGGCCCUCGGCGACGUGUUGAGCAUCCGCAAGCGCAACAAGAAGGUGUGCGAAAUUCCGUUCAACUCCACCAACAAGUACCAGGUGUCAAUCCACGAGACGGAGGAUCCCAGCGAUCCGCGCUACCUGCUGGUCAUGAAGGGUGCCCCGGAGCGUAUCUUGGAGCGCUGCUCGACCAUCUUCAUCAACGGCAAGGAGAAGCUGAUGGACGAAGAGAUGAAGGAAGCGUUCAACAAUGCCUACCUGGAGCUGGGCGGUCUCGGCGAGCGUGUGCUCGGAUUCUGCGACUUCAUGCUGCCUUCGGACAAGUACCCGGUCGGCUUCAAGUUCAACUCGGACGACGUGAACUUCCAGGUCGAUAAUCUGCGCUUCGUCGGUCUGAUGUCCAUGAUUGAUCCGCCUCGUGCCGCUGUCCCGGAUGCCGUGGCCAAGUGCCGUUCGGCCGGUAUCAAGGUUAUCAUGGUUACUGGUGAUCACCCGAUCACGGCCAAGGCUAUCGCCAAGUCGGUCGGUAUCAUCUCGGAGGGCAACGAAACCGUGGAGGACAUUGCCCAGCGUCUGAACAUCCCGGUAUCGGAAGUGAACCCGCGUGAGGCGAAGGCUGCCGUCGUGCACGGUUCGGAGCUGCGCGAUCUGUCGUCGGACCAGCUGGAUGAGAUUCUGCGCUACCAUACGGAAAUUGUGUUUGCUCGUACCUCCCCGCAGCAGAAGCUGAUCAUCGUGGAAGGUUGCCAGCGCAUGGGUGCCAUUGUGGCUGUAACUGGUGACGGUGUGAACGAUUCGCCCGCCUUGAAGAAGGCUGACAUUGGUGUUGCUAUGGGUAUUGCCGGUUCGGAUGUGUCGAAGCAGGCUGCUGACAUGAUUCUGCUCGAUGAUAACUUCGCUUCGAUUGUUACUGGUGUCGAGGAAGGUCGUCUGAUUUUCGAUAACUUGAAGAAAUCGAUCGCCUACACGCUGACAUCUAACAUUCCGGAAAUCUCGCCCUUCCUGGCAUUCAUCUUGUGCGACAUUCCGCUACCGCUCGGCACUGUCACUAUUCUGUGUAUCGAUUUGGGCACGGACAUGGUACCGGCCAUUUCGCUCGCCUACGAAGCACCGGAGAGUGACAUUAUGAAGCGCCGACCGAGAGAUCCUUACCGUGACAACUUGGUCAACCGCAGACUUAUCUCGAUGGCUUACGGUCAGAUCGGUAUGAUUCAGGCUGCGGCCGGUUUCUUCGUGUACUUCGUCAUCAUGGCUGAGAACGGAUUCCUGCCGCUGAAGCUGUUCGGUCUCCGCAAGAGCUGGGACUCGAAAGCCAUCAACGAUCUCACCGACUCGUACGGUCAGGAAUGGACCUACCGCGAUCGCAAGACCCUCGAGUUCACCUGCCACACCGCGUUCUUCGUGUCGAUCGUCGUCGUACAGUGGGCCGAUUUGAUCAUCUGUAAGACUCGCCGUAACUCGAUUUUCCACCAGGGCAUGAGAAACUGGGCCCUCAACUUCGGUCUCGUGUUCGAAACGGUACUGGCUGCCAUCCUGUCCUACACGCCGGGCAUGGACAAGGGUCUGCGCAUGUACCCACUGAAAUUCGUUUGGUGGCUACCAGCUUUACCGUUCAGCUUGUCCAUCUUCGUGUAUGACGAAAUUCGUCGCUUCUACUUGAGACGCAAUCCAGGCGGCUGGCUAGAGCAAGAAACGUACUAUUAGGUCAACAAAUUUAUAUUUAAAAAGAUUAAUUAAAACAAAACCAACAAAAACCAACUCCCCCGCCCCCUGCACACACACACACACAAACAAACACACAGACACGUACACAAUACACGCACACGGAAACACAUGCAUACUCUAUACAUAAACAACCAUACACACACAUACGCAUUAUGUGCAAUCCCAGAAAUACAAACCACACACACACACACACAAUAACACUCCACGAACCACCUGGAGCCUGGUCGGAUGAAGGGAGAAAGAUUGUGCGAACGCCGCCACUACAUAGAGAGAGAGCAUGAGCGAUUUAGUAACGAUGCAACAACUACAACAACACCAUCUCCACACACACACAAACACACACACAUUAUAAUAAAUCCAAUAUAAAGAAGAAAAAACCCCGACCGUGGGGGCCGAGUUUGCGAGCAAAAAACCAAGCUAGAAGCGCAAAGCAAAACAAAAAAAAACCCAGAUUAAAGCAUAAGCAUUAAUACGAAACGAAUAUAAGUAGUACGACGGUUAAGGUGAAGUUUUAGCACCGGACGAGCACGCGGUAGGGAAUAGCAAAAGGAAAAGAAAAAGUGGUAGGAGAACGCUAGCUAGCCCCCACUUUUCCCCCCACCCGCCCCAUAGUGUAACACGAGACACGAAGCAGACCAGUAAAACGGCAUUCCCGGUUCCGCCGGAACCGCGCCCGCUCCAAAUCCCACCUGCACAGGAGAGCGGUGGCGCGUGCGGCAAGCAGUGCGGAACGCUCUGGUGCCCACUGUGAGCGGAUGGAAUCGGAGUGGGUGGUGGUGGUGGUGGGUGGUGCGAAGUGGCCAGCCGGACAGACAGUCAGACAGACAGGCACAAAGUGCGCAAUGUAGGGUCGUCGUCGUCGUCCCCCGUAUAUGUGUACCGGCCCGAGAGCGCGCGCCCGAGUGUAAAACAUCAAAAAAACAUUAAAAAAACAAACAAACAACGGAGGCAUCCUUGCUUUGGCCACUGGCGCUUAAUAAACACUGUGUUUGCGGGACGGAAACACACCACCACGCACACGA